AUGUCUAAUCAAGCAUUGACUUGUUCUGGGGUUUCAUUUACUAAUGCUGCGCAGGAUGACCCUCUAGUGUAUGAGAUUAAUCAUUCUAAGGAAAUUAUUCCGUGUAUUUCUCAGCUAUAUCGGAAUGAAGCAUUCAGUGAUGUUACUUUGGUUGUUCAAAAUACUCAUUUCCCCGCCCACAGAGCUAUAUUGGCAGCUCGCUCUGAAUACUUUAGAGCAUUGUUUUAUGGAGGAUUGGCUGAGUCGUCUUCAUCUAUUGUUCAUCUAAAUGAUAUUAAUGUGACAGCUUUCAAAAGCAUCCUACACUACAUUUAUACCGGUCAGAUGAAAUUAAAAAAACCUAAGCUUACUCUUAGCAUCUUAUGUCUUGCUCAUCAAUAUAAUUUUCGUAGUUUGGAAAAUGUCAUAUCAACUUAUUUGACACAUUCUCUUUCGGUGAAAAACGUUUGGUGUAUUUAUGAUUUAGCUGUCAUGUAUAAUUUGGAUGGUCUUAUAACAGCUUGUCUACGAUUCUUAGAUUGUCUUGCACCUGCUACUUUACAUAAUCCACGAUUUCUUAGACUUUCACAGUCAUCUGUUGAACGUCUUCUAUCUCGUGAUAGUUUCUGUGCUUCGGAAAUUGAAAUAUUUCGUGCUAUAUGCGCAUGGUUACGAAAUUCUAAAGAGCUGAAUUGUCAACGAACAUUACCAACGUCACAUUCACCAAAUAUUCCUGAAUCAAACGAUGAUAAUAAUAAUCAUCAUCAUCAUCAUAGCGUAACUGAACAAACUAGAUUAUCAAUUGAAAAUGUUGAGAGUGCGAAAGAAUCAUCAUCAAAGGAUAAUGUCAGUACUACUACUACUACUGCUACCACUACUACUACUACUGAUACGACUAAUAUUUCGACAGAUUCUCGUUGUACUCAACUGAUGCGUCAAUGUGUUCGUUUUGAAUUAAUGUCUCUUACGGAAUUAUUAACUGAAGUACGUUCAUCGAAAUUAGUUAGUUCAGAAGAAUUAUUAGAUGCAAUUAAUCGACAAACUAAUUGUCCUGAUAAAAUGUUACAUCGUGGCUUUUUAUUACCAGGUGUUAAUUUAGCCUCUCCUCGUUUCGGUUGUACAUUGAUUGCUGGUGAAAAAGGAACAUAUCCACAUUUUUUUGUUGAUACGGAUGAAUUGAAUACAACAACAAAUACAACAACAACAAAUAAGCUAAAUAUUGAAUCGUUAAACAUCAAUGAUGAGCCUGAUUAUUCCAAUGUAGAUUAUUAUUCAGUGAAAAAUUUAAUUGCUACUACUGUUGCUGCUGUUACUGACGAUGACAGUGACAGUAUUGAUGACGUGGAUGAUGAUGAGGAGGAGGAAGAUAUAGACGAAGAAUUAGACGAAAUUCACCGUAGAUCUCAGCAGCAGCAACAACAACCACAACAAAAUACUACUGAUCAACAGAUACAAGCACCAUCAACUAUGGAGAUGAUGUUUGAUAAUUCAGGUCAAUUAUUCAGUCAACGUGAAAAUCCCGUACAAUUACCUCGAAGUUCUCUAUCUGAAGGUGUAGCUUGGAGCCUAGAACAUACACUUAAUAUUAAUAAUAAUAAUAAUAAUGAUAAUAAUAAUAAUAAUAAUAUUAAUAAUAAUUCUUGGAGUUCAUUACAUAAUCCAACCACAAGUAAUCAAUCAUGGUCAUCCAAUGCUCAAAAUCGAAUUCAACCUAAUCAUCAUCAUCAUGUUAGCAUUAGUUCAGUGGAUGCAACCAACAUGUUAAAUACCACUGCCAAUGAUCAGCAUAAACCAGCUCGUUGGAUUCAACCAUCAUCUACAAGACAACAUGGUGGUAGUACUAGUAGUAGUCAGCAUAGAUCAACACUACCACCAGCUCCACCACAUUCAGAAUAUGAUGUUGUACGUCAUUCAUUGACGGAGCCAAAUGCUAACAUUAUCAUUCGUUUAGGUAAACCAAGUAUUGUGAAUACAAUACGUAUGCAAUUGUGGGAUCAAGAUUUACGUUCUUAUUCCUAUUUCAUUGAUGUAUCAUUGGAUCAAUCGAUUUGGCAUCGUAUUGUCGAUUAUCAAAAUUAUAUGUGUCGUUCAUGGCAAACAAUCUAUUUCCCAUCACGUGUUAUACAUUAUAUUCGUAUUACAGGGACAAAAAAUACAUUUAAUCGAACAUUUCACUUAAUCACAUUCAGAUGUUUUUAUAGUGAGAAAAUAUUUCUACAAAUAAGUGGAUUUAUGAUUCCAACAUAUAAUGUUGCAAAUGUUGAUCAUGGUGCUACUGUGCUAGAAGGUGUCAGUCGAAAUCGGAAUGCCCUAAUCGAUGGUAAUAUUCGAAUGUACGAUUGGAAUUCCGGUUAUACAUGUCAUCAAUUAGGCAAUGGUGCUAUAGUGGUUCAAUUAGCUCAACCAUUUCUAUUACGUUCAAUGAGAUUUUUACUAUGGGAUUUAGAUUCACGUACAUAUUCUUAUUCUGUGUAUGUAUCCAAUGAUCGUGUUGAUUGGAAACUGAUACGUGAUGCUUCUAUGGAACCAUGUCGUUCUUGGCAGAUAAUUAGAUUCCCAUUGCAACCAGUUACAUUUAUUCGAGUUGUCGGGUCAUACAAUUCAGCUAAUGAUGUAUUUCAUUUAGUCCAUUUAGAAUGUCCUUAUCCUUUAGCUCAAACAGAAGAAGAUAUUAAUGAAUCAAAUUUUGUAAACAUAUCAAAUUCACCUAUAAAUACAACAGGACAUACUACUUCUACUUCUACUACUACUACUAAUAAUAAUAAUAAUAAUAGUAAUGAUAAUCAAGAAAUUGAGAUAUUUUUACCUGUAACACCAGUAAUAGUCACUUCACAUAAUCAUAUUCAUAUCAAUGACGCUCACCUUACAAACACUUCUCAUGAUGAUUCAUCAUCAAUGAUCAAUACUAUUGGUACAUCGAGUCAUUUAUUGGCUAAUUCUUCUGAUACUACUCAUAAUCAAUUAAGUAGUGAAAUGAUAUCAAAUAACAAUAAUAUCAAUCCAUCUCAUUCAACCAAUAUGACCACCAUUGGUCAAACAAACAGUUUAUGA
Schistosoma turkestanicum is the source of this 3030-nucleotide messenger RNA. NCBI's taxonomy places the organism in Eukaryota, Metazoa, Platyhelminthes, Trematoda, Strigeidida, Schistosomatidae. The record is from the annotation of a GenBank genome assembly.